Messenger RNA from Triticum turgidum subsp. durum (durum wheat), 657 nucleotides. The record is from the annotation of a GenBank genome assembly. NCBI's taxonomy places the organism in Eukaryota, Viridiplantae, Streptophyta, Magnoliopsida, Poales, Poaceae.
AUGUCCUCCUCUCCCGGCCGGUCGUGGUCAAGGAAGCUGAAUUAUUCGAUGGAGGACCUACCGGAGGCUCUGCUGACAGAGAUUCUCAACAUGAUCACCAGGACAAGUGAUCUAAAUUCUCUUUCCCUUGUGUCAAAGCAGCUCUAUAAGAUAGAGGGGAAUCAAAGGGGUGCUAUCCGUGUUGGUUCCGGUCUUUGCACCGCUACAAAAGCACUGACAUCAUUGUGCGCCCACUUCCCAAAUCUGCAGAAAGUGGAAAUCGAUUACUCUGGCUGGAUACCUGGACAUGGAAAGCAGCUUGACAACAAAGGCAUUUCUGUGUUUUCAUCUCAGUGUUCCUCGAUGAUUGACCUCACCUUAAGCUUCUGCUCAUAUAUCGAUGACUCUGGGCUUGGUUGCCUAGCGAAUUGCAGGAAAUUGGUGUCUCCCAGGCUGAACUCCACACCACAAAUAACUUCGAUUGGGCUUUUCUCGGUUGCAGUUGGUUGCACAAGUCUAUCUGCUCUCCACCUUAUUGGUUGCGAUGAAAUCGACAAUGUAGAGUGGCUGGAAUACCUUGGUAGGGAUGGAUCAUUGGAAGAGCUUGUAGUGAAGAAUUGCAAAGGAAUCAAUCAUCAUGACUUCAUAAAGUUUGGUUCAGGAUGGAUGAAGCUCUAG